Molecule: messenger RNA, 1632 nt
Organism: Seminavis robusta
Lineage: Eukaryota; Bacillariophyta; Bacillariophyceae; Naviculales; Naviculaceae
Source: the annotation of a GenBank genome assembly
AUGUGUCCUUCGUCGAGUAGUGCAAAAGGCUCCAAAGGCGCCAUGCAUUGGUUUCGUAAAGGAUUGCGAAUACACGACAAUCCGGCAUUGGUGGCUUGCCUGGAACAGUCGCCUCAAAGAGUUUAUCCCGUGUUUGUUUUGGAUGGCAACUCGUAUCAGCUGCUUCGUUGCACUGCUUUGAGGGCCAAUUUCCUGGUAGAAACUCUUCAAGAUUUGGAUGAAAACCUUCGAGCCCUGGGAUCCAGGUUGUAUGUUCUCAAGGGAGAUCCUACAAAGGCCCUCCCAAAAUUCUGGAAGGAAUUCAAUAUCACCCACAUGAGUUUCGAAGAAGAUGAAUCUGGAGAGCCUUACGCAGCGGAACGGGACGAGAAAAUCAUAGAAAAGGCACAAAAAGCCAAUGUUCGUCUCUUUUCCCAAUGCACCGAAACAAUGUAUCCUCUCAAGGACUAUGUGACCAAGGCGGGGGCUAAAGGUGUACCUGCCACCAUGACGGGAUUCCAAAAACUAUUUAAAAGCAUGAAACCAAUGUCCAAGGUGCUACCUGCACCUGAAAAGGAAGAUUUCCCCGAUAUGGACGAGGACGAUUUGCUGGCAGCACAAUAUUUACCUCCCAAAAGGCCCACAGACCUUCCGUGGCCUCGUGGAAUUCCAAAGUCAGAAGUAGAACCAUUGUGGGGACCCAAAGACUGUAAGAAUCUGACACCUAUAGUUCACGGAGGGGAAACCCUGGCCCGCAAGGCCCUGACAGAGUCCUUGAAGCGUUCCAAUUGGGUUGCUACCUUUGAAAAACCCAAGACCAGCUGCACAUCCCUGGCACCUUCUACAACAGCCCUAAGUCCGUACCUGUCCUGGGGUUGCUUGUCCCCGAGAGAAGUUUGGUUUGCCCUCGACGAAGCUGUGUCUCGAGCAUCGUCUAAUGUGAAACCAUCCAAACCACCGGUGAGCCUCCACGGACAAAUGCUUUGGAGAGACUUCAACAAUCUCAUGGCCCAUGAUGCCAACAAAGAGGUUCCAGGAUGCUGGAACAAAAUGGAGGGGAACAAAUACUGCCGCCAAAUCCCAUGGGACGAUGAUCCUCGUCUCUUGGAAGCAUGGAAAACUGGCAAAACUGGGUUUCCGUGGAUUGAUGCAGCUAUGCGACAAUUGACACAAGAGGGAUGGAUUCAUCAUCUCGGAAGGCAUGCCGUCGCCUGCUUUUUGACGAGAGGAGAUUUGUGGCAAUCGUGGGAGGAAGGCGCAAAGCACUUUGAAGCGGAGCUACUGGACGCAGACUAUGCUUUGAAUGGCUUUAAUUGGCUAUGGCUAUCGUGUAGUGGGUUCUUCUUUCAGUACUUCCGAUGCUACUCUCCCAUUGUUUUCCAGAAAAAGAAUGAUCCCAAUGGCCAAUACAUUCGCAAGUUCGUUCCAGAGCUCAAGGAUCUUCCCAGCAAGUACAUCUAUGAGCCCUGGGAGGCGCCGGCAUCUGUCCUUCAGAAAGCAGGUGUCAAGCUGGGAAAAACAUAUCCUAGGCCUCUCGUGGACCAUGCCGUGAUCUCCAAGGAGAACAUGAACCGAAUGAAACAAGCCUAUGAUGCACACAAAGCCAGGGCACAGACUCAAGGCGGAGCCGCCAAAAAGAAGCAAAGGAAAUAA